CGGGGCCGAUGUCACACGGACAGUGCCAGCGUGUUUUAGGUUAGCUGGGCAGUGACGAGACCGGUCGUGAACGCGGUGCGUCCAAGGUGCCAUUGACCAGCUGCGAACCGUGUGGCGAAACAUUCCGUCGAAAGGCACCGGCGCACCGGCGAAGGAAACGAAAACGGUCGAGUGAUUAAAUGAUAAGCGAUCAUGGCAACGCCCACCUGUGAUAAGAAAGCGAGGGUGAUCGUUCUAGGAGGAUGCGGUUUCAUCGGUCGCAAUCUCGUCGAGUAUCUGUUGGAUAACGAUCUGGUAUCCUACGUGCGGGUCGUCGACAAGGUGCCGCCGCAGACCGCGUGGCUCAACGCGAAGCACCAGCGGGUGUUUGAGCAUCCUUUGCUCGAGUUCAAGAGCUCCAACUUGAUUAACAUAGUGUCCUGCCAAAGUGCAUUCUCCUCCGACGAGCCUAUCGAUUAUGUGUUCAAUUGCGCCGGGGAGACAAAGAGCAGCCUCACGGAUCCCGUGUACAAAGAGGGUAUUUACAAAUUGAGUCUGAACUGCGCCCAGCAAGCAGCCAAGAUCAAAGCCUUGCAUUACGUGGAGAUAUCCUCUGGCAAUUUUAAUGCCUCGGAAAAGACUCCUCACAAGGAAGACGACGCCGCAGAACCGUGGACGUUCGUCGCAAAAUACAAGUUACAAGUGGAACACGAAUUGAAGAACAUACCAGACUUGAAAUACACCAUACUUAGACCGGCUGUUGUGUAUGGUUGCGGCGACAGGAACGGCCUAACACCCAGGUUGGUCGUGGGCGCAGUUUACAAGCAUUUAGGAGAGAUGAUGAAACUGCUCUGGGGACCGAACCUUCAUAUGAAUACGGUUCACGUGAGGGACGUUGCCAGAGCUAUCUGGCACGUGGCUAACAGACCAGAGACGAUAGGCCAGACGUAUAAUCUCGUGGACGAGGGAGAUUCCACUCAGGGCUCCAUCAGUGCCAUAGUCUCGGAAUUGUUUAAUAUCAAUCACGACUACUGGGGCACCGCGCUAUCUACACUGGCUAAAACUGAUAUGAGCUCUGUUGUCGACGAGGUAAAUGACAAACACAUGACCCCUUGGGCGGAAGCUUGUCGCAAGGACGGAGUGGAAAAGAGUCCCCUGUCCCCGUUUAUAGAUCAAGAACUUCUCUACAACAAGCACUUGUAUUUACAGCCCGGAAAACUGUCGAAUGCCACGGGAUUCUCGUACCUGUACCCUAAACUGACGAAAGAUGCUCUUACAGAGGUACUUAAUGACUACGUGAGCAUGAGGAUCUUCCCGCAUUCCUUGGUCCUGUGAACUUAGCAAUACCGACUGCCCAAUUCGAAUAUCGAUCAAUAUUAUUCUCUUUUACACGAGGAUGCUACAAAUUACAAGAUAAAUACGGACGCUGAGCGCCGUUUUCACCUUGUGCCUAGAAGGGUUCUAUAUACAAGUUAUAUAUAUAUUCUAUUAUACACGUUAUAUAUCUUUACUUGACGUUUUACACGCCAGUGAAUGAGAUUUUAGAAAAGUACAUAUAUAUAUAUAUGAAAUUUAAAUAUUUCGUAGACGGGCCUAUUGCCAAUGUGAUAUAAAGUAGCAAUUAAUGUACUUAAUUUUACCAUAGUUCUGCAAGUGCAGAACACUUUCGCACCUUAAAGAUAGCUAGUCAAACAGUGACGUUUAAGAACGCGAUUCGAAACAUUGUUCUUACACACGGAGGAUAGGUAUGCGUAUAAGGAUACCUAAACUUUUAAGGCAUUCGCGGUGUGUGUGCGAAUCAAUUUCGAUGAACAUUCUAGAAGAUUGUUUGGUAAAAAAAGAGCGCUUUUUAUAUACCAUUUUUUCAAGACUGUGAACCGAUCAAAUUGUUGAAAAAUCUAUAUACUUCUUAUAUUGCUAGAUAGAUAACAAGAAUUCUUUUUAUAACUGCUACAUUCCAAGGUGUACAUCUUCCUACACUAAAGCUGUGAAUCAAGUCUUUCUAUUGAAUAAUUGUUACACGCAUAAUUUUAUUAUCGACAAACUCUCGGGUGUGUGCGACCUAAAGGAUUGUAUUAAAUUAAGUACAAACACUGUUAGAAGGUGCGUUUAGAAGAUAUUCCUACAGAAGAUAUUCCUUAUCGAUAUAUUAUAUAUAUAUAUGAACGGUCGCGUUCAUAUUGAUAGAUAUAUAUAUGAACUGUGCGCUUUCGCACACAUAUAUACUUAAUAUAAAACAAGAAAAGAAUUAUAUAUUCUAUUGGCCUUAAAUGGCGCAUAAAGAUAUUAGCAAGUAUACUACACUGUUCUGUUGUUACGCCAGCGUUGCUGCAGAUACUUUGAUAAUAAAGUUGCUCCAUUUACGAAA
Molecule: messenger RNA, 2347 nt
Organism: Wasmannia auropunctata (little fire ant)
Lineage: Eukaryota; Metazoa; Arthropoda; Insecta; Hymenoptera; Formicidae
Exons: 7
Coding region: 193-1314 (373 amino acids)
Source: RefSeq, a predicted model, not a curated record